Messenger RNA from Lytechinus pictus (painted urchin), 5943 nucleotides. Its product is annotated as kinesin-like protein KIF2A. Bases 1 to 2109 code for a protein of 702 amino acids. Gene Ontology annotation, biological process: microtubule-based movement. The record is from RefSeq and is a predicted model, not a curated record. Gene Ontology annotation, molecular function: microtubule binding; ATP binding; microtubule motor activity. The transcript is spliced from 17 exons. Lineage: Eukaryota; Metazoa; Echinodermata; Echinoidea; Temnopleuroida; Toxopneustidae.
AUGCGGUGGGCUCCCGACGGUCUUUCGGCAGUCGAGGUACCGGUACCCGAUGCGGAGGGCUUGGUGACGGGAGUGGUCGAUAGGAGAGUACAUUCAGCUUGCAUCAGUGGUAUCAACCCUGGCACAGACAGUGUAACGGUGGAAUGGUUUGAGAGAGGAGAUACAAAAGGAAAAGAGAUUGAAAUCUCCGCCAUCUUUGCCCUGAAUCCUAACCUAGCAGCACCGGCGGAGCCCCCUCCCCCGGCAGCAGCCCCACCGGUCCAGUCACACAUCCCAGCACCCAAGAGUAGAAUCAGUAGUGCAAAGGCUGCUCAUCCAGAAUCCAACAGACCUUCAGCUAAACCGACCCCAAGAGAAACAAGAGCCUCUUCAGCGAAAUCUCGACCCAGCAUCAACCAAGCAGCCCAUAAUGGAGAUAUUCAUGUUGCUCCUGCCGGCCCAUUGGCCAAGGCUCAGAAAGAGUCGGCGCCUGCUGCAUCUCGACGGAGAUCAAAUGUCGUGAAAGAAGUGGAUAGAAUCAAGCAGCAGAGAGAAGAAAGAAGAGCAAAGCAAGCUAUUCAGUUGGAACAGAGAGCAAAGGAUGACGAUGGCACACAUCCCCAUUGGGAGUUUCUGAAGAUGAUCAGAGAGUUUCAAGCCCAACUUGACUUCAAUCCUAUUUCUACAACUGACAAGGUUGAAGACCAUCAAAUUUGCGUUUGUGUGAGGAAAAGGCCGCUAAACAAGAAAGAACAAAACAAGAAGGACCUGGAUGUGUUAACAAUGCCCAGCAAGGAUAAAGUACUGGUUCAUGAGCCCAAACUCAAGGUGGACCUCACCAAAUACUUGGAGAAUCAACUGUUUAGGUUUGACUAUGCUUUCAAUGAGGAUGCCACCAAUGACAUGGUCUACAAAUUCACCGCCAAGCCUCUUGUACAGACUAUAUUCAACCGAGGAAUGGCCACGUGUUUUGCAUACGGACAGACAGGAAGUGGGAAGACACAUACGAUGGGUGGAAACUUUUCAGGGAAGAACCAGGAUGUAACGAAAGGAAUUUAUGCCCUGGCAGCAGCUGAUGUAUUCAGGCAUCUAAACAGACCGGAACACAAAUCAAAGGAAUUAGCCGUUCACUGCAGCUUCUUCGAAAUAUACAGCGGAAAGGUGUUUGAUUUGCUGAAUAAGAAAGCCAAGCUCAGAGUUCUGGAGGAUGGUAAACAGCAGGUACAGGUGGUAGGAUUACAGGAACGAACCGUCAAAAACACAGAUGAUGUACUCAAGCUUAUAGGAAUGGGUAACAAUGUUAGAACAUCCGGCCAGACUUCAGCAAACCAGCAUUCUUCCAGGUCACACGCAGUCUUCCAAAUCAUCCUACGAAAGAAAUCAUCAGGAAAACUUCAUGGGAAGUUCUCCCUUAUCGAUCUCGCAGGUAAUGAGAGAGGUAAAGACACACAGAGCUCCAACAGACAAACAAGGAUGGAAGGAGCAGAGAUCAACAAGAGUUUAUUAGCUCUGAAGGAAUGCAUCCGAUCCUUAGGACAUAAGACUGCCCAUGUACCGUUCAGAGCGAGCAAGCUGACCCAGGUCUUACGAGAUUCGUUCAUCGGAGAUAACACAAGGACAUGCAUGAUUGCCAUGGUUUCACCGGGAAUAAGUUCAUGUGAGCAUACGUUGAAUACUCUACGAUACGCAGACAGAGUGAAAGAGCUCGGUCCAGGCGGUCCUGAUGGCGACGACGAUUACCGAUCUCCAACCAAGAACGGUGGUAGUCCCGAAAGGAGUCUGUCACCCAGUAACAGUGAUCUAGCGAUGCUUUGUACGCACAACGAAGAGGAGGUGUCGGUGGAGAUGUAUACAUUCCAUGAAGUCAUGAACCAGCUGCAAGAGAUGGAAGAACAAGUGGUGGAUUAUCAUCGUAAUUGUUUAGAGGAAUCAAAGAGUCUUUUAGCGGAGGAGGAACAAUUGUUAUCGAUGACAGAUGAAGUAGAUUACGAUGUAGAAGAAUACUGCUCUGGACUGGAAGCCAUCUUAUCAAGAAAGAUUCAGAUCCUCUCAGACCUGAAGGACAAAGUUUCUAAUUUCAGAAGUCAGCUCUCAGCGGAGGAGAAAGCCAGUAAAAACAUCAAGAAAUGAGCCGGUAACCAUGACAACAUCACUCCAACUCUCCUUGAACAUACCCGUUGGUCUGUAUUGAUUGAAAGCUUGCAAGCAAAAGCAACUAUGAUUGCGAAAGAACUUAAUACAUGUAUUAAAAACUGACAGGUAUUCAUCCCUUUUUGCUAUGCUGAUGGCAUUAGUCUGCAUAUCAUACCUUGUGAGUUGUUGCAACAUGUAAAACUCCGCCUGUGUAGAUUUUAACUGAAUAUUUAAACAUGAAUGAUGGGUUUCCAUUCAGAGCAUAUCAGAAGAUGUCUCAACACACGUGAAAUUUGUACUUUGUCACAUUUUUCACCACAUUUACUGGACACACCUAUCCAAAUUUUUUGUUUGAAAACCCAUAUUGAUUAAUAUAGAAGAAUUUCAUAGUGCUAGAAAAACCAAUUGCUACUAGUUGUCGAUAAGGGCAUGUAGGGAAAUGUGAUUAGUGCAUCGAGGCAAGCUCCUCUUUUAUUAAACUUACUGUUAAUUAAAUUCAGGGAUGGGAAUUGACAUGAUCUGGCAGGUUUUUUGAAUGAAAUGAAUAAGUUGAAUUAAGAUAUUCUUUUGAUGAGGACAUGCUAUUCCACAUGCCGAUCAUAGUUGUGUUCCUGCUUGCCACAGCAGCUAAAUGAAAAUAUUCUCAUGAAAAUAUUCUUGCUUUUUAUAUUAACCAAUAACUAGAUGUUGCAGGGAUACAAUUUAUAAUCAGUAAUGAUAAUUGCUAAGCUCAAUACAUGCCAGUUUUGAAAGUAUCGGUGCACUUAUCGAUACUAAAGUGAUGGUAUGAUUGUGUGUAAAAAAUGAAAGAAUAUUGAGAACCAAGAAAUUUUAAUUGUAUAGCACUCUUUUUUUUUUUUUUUCAUGGAGCUAAGAUUAUCAUUUAAGUUAUGAAAUAUGAAUGUAGGCAAAUGUACUUAUUGCAUAAUGAAACAUGCAUAUUGUAUUCAACCUCCCUAUUAAAAGGUUUCAAUGUACGAAGACAUUCCUAGCAAAUCCAGUGAUAUUCAGUCCCCCGACCCUUUUUCAUAAAAGCUACUGUUAUGGUAACUUUGCCAUCCAAUUGUCACUUCCAUGAAAUACUUGAUUCUGAUUGGCUGUUGAGUGUAGUAACCAUGGUAGUUACCAUUGACUUGCAAAGUUAUGAUAAUAGUAACUUUUAUGCAACCGGACACUGGUGAUAUCAGAGGGAGUUGUUUGAAGAAAAAAAAGAAAACCUUUGAGUCUUUCUUGCAAAGAACACCUUUUAUUUGCCAUGAUUUAAAUCAUUUAAGCUAGCAAUCCAAAAAGCUGUGAUUGUUAGGUAUGAUGUUAGGACAGUUAGGUCCUUCAUAAUUAUACUGCAAGCACAUCAUUAUGAUAUCAACUCAGAUUUUCAACUUAAUGACUUGUUAUCAUUUGAUAAACCAUCAGAGGUUUGUCUGUUCAAAUAAUGCAUAUUAUAGUAAUAUCUAGUUCUAAUGGACAACAUUUUUAUAGUCAAUAUUCAUAGAAGAAAUUAGCUUUAAAUACUGAAUUACUGGAGAUUCUGUGCAUAGAUAUUUUACAUUCAAAAUGUAUAUAAGAUGCAGUAAAAGUGCAAGAAAAUUUUGAAUUGCCUGUACAAUCAAAUUUUGAAGUUGAAUGGAAAGCAAAUAUUGCUCACUUUCAAAUGAAUCUCUCUUACUUAGCAAUCAAACUUGAAUGAAUGAAUAGAUUUCAGUUCAGACUAUUAAUAUAUUGGGUCAUAUUGGCCUUUCUUGUCUACCAUGUAUAUGUGAAGUAACGCCUUACUUUGUGCAUAUUUUGUUCUCUAUGCAAGUCGGUAAAAAAGGUUUCCUUUUUAGGUUUUUUUUUUGGUGAAAUUGCAGUUGCUUGAUUUUGAUUUUUAUAGAUAUUGCCUUAGACUGCAGGUAGUAAUAUACGAUCAGCCUUGCAUAUUUAAAGUUGAAUUCAUGGGCCCUGUUUCACAGAGGCUUGUUAUCAAUAUUUCUGUCAGAGGCUACUGAAAUGCUGUGAUUUGAUUGGCCAUGUGCACAUUUGUCAUUGGUUUCUAGCAUUCCUAUUACAUGUAUAUGAAAGAGACUGUUUCACUUUUGUUGAUUUCUCUCUGACUUGCAAUUGAUGACAAAUUUGUUACAACUCUCCCCUAGAAACUUUCACUCGUGCAAGGCCGAUUGUAUGGUUUUUAUUUCCUUCUUCCAAAAUUCAUAUAACAUGAGAUUUUGAUAUACAAAUCCAAAAAGAAACUUUGAAAAAAAAAUAUAUACCAUAAAUAUAAAGCAUUCCAAUCAGGGUAGCAAACCUAUUUGAAAACCUGCCAUAGAAAUCUUCUAUCCAUCCAAUUUCAUUUGUAUAUUGUUCCAUUUCAUGACGCUAUAUGUAUAAAUACAGCAUCCCUUGCCAAUUCCCGUAUUUCUAGUCUCAUGUAGACAUAUUUAUUUCGAACAUGAAUUAUGAUUACAUUCUUGCAUCCUUUGGCGUCCUUAAGCACCUUCAGCGCCCUCUGGGAAGACAUCAUAUUGCAAUCAGGCACCCUCCACCAGGGUGUUAAGUGGGAACCUGGUAGGUCGUCAAUGUUGUUCGCUUAGCAAUAUAGAGCAUCUUGACAGUUUAUCGCUGCAACACUCCCCAGGGAGUGGAACUUGUGCAUGAACAGUAUGCUGGCAAGCCAGAAUCAAAUAACGAAGUAUCAAUAUAUCUGUAAAGCAUUUUGAUGUUAUAAGCCCGAUGUAACAGCAGAACCUUUUCAUUACUCUUAUUCUUGCUGAUAGAUUCAAUUUUGUCCCCUAUUUGCCUGUUAUAGGAUAGUUUACAUCUAGAAUUAGUUAAGCUAAUAUGCCAAGACUCCAGAUUAUUUGUUUAAUAUCAUGAUGGGGAAAAUUGCUUUAUAAUACAUCUUUUCUCCUACCAACUUCUAACAAAAUAACUAUUUAUUUUAUUAAAAGAAUAUUUUUUGCACAGUUUAUGUUCAGAGAGCUUUACUUUCUUGCUUUACUGCUUAUAAAAACAAAAAUAAAUCAGUGUGAACAUAGCAACAUUGGUUUAAUUUCUCAAUUCAAGUGAUGUGUGGUGUUAGUGCAGUUUCCUUUAUGCUGUGAAGGGAGUUUAAGACAAGUUCAGCAACGGUAAAGAAAAAAAGCUUUCGAGACCGUAGGGGAUACCCACUAUUCCGCUUUUCUGGUUUUCUGUAAAUUAUACAUAAGGCUUAUCUUUCCCAAACUGGCUUUUUUUUAAUCCCACAUAAUCAUACAUGUUAUAUACAAUCAUAAGUAGUCAUCAUCCCACAUAAUUAACUGAAAGAGCUGUUCCAUUUGCACUAUUCUGUAGUAUGUACACAUCUAAUCUUCAGAAUUGUAAACGUGGCCAUAAAUUUGUUUUCCCUUCAUUGACAGGCAUCAUUUCUUCAUUUAGAUUUAAAUUAUCAAUGUUUUUUAAUGUUCUCUCUUCUUUUUUUUAAAAAAGAGUUCUUUUCAUUUGACUUUCAGUUUUGCAUGAGUAAUGUAAAUAUUUUUUUGUGAUUAUAUAUAGAUAAACUAUGAAUGUUCCAAAGUGGACUUACUAUAGAGAAAAAGGGCACUCGGGGGCCAUAUAAUAUAAAAUUUAAUGCCAUAAGACUUGUAUAAGACUCUGCUAUAUGGAUAAUGUAUGUUCACCUAUUAUUAUAUUCUGACCGUAUGGUCAAUAUUGUAUAGCUAUUUACCUUGUAAAGCGUGUGCAAAUGUCCUUAUGUAUAAAAAGCCUAUUCUAAAAGUCAAAUCUUCUAUAUACUGUACUUUGCUGUUUUUUUUUCUGAUUUGAAGUGAUUGAAUAAAUCAUAAUCACUCUGAUGCAAAAAGAGAUGAGACAGUU